AUGAGGACCCAAACUAUCAUUUCCCGAGGGGAGCUCGGAGGACUGUGCUUCUUGGGAGACCCAUGCACCAUCGCCAACUCACUAGCUGUGAGAAAAGCAUGGGAAAGGCCAGUCUACAUGGGAGACAGAGAGCUAGGAAAAGCUCGAGUGGCUGUCACCAGUGACUAUGAGGCAUGGAGAAAUAGAAGAGGAGUGGCUCAACCAUCCACCACACCCACUACGAGCAUCAGAAAUGAAGGGUUGCAGACUCAAAUCGACGCCUUGACCCAGAGGAUAGAGAUCAUAGGAGGCCAGAUGAGGGCCCUUGAGGAAAAAGAGCAAGAAUCUAUCCUCACGAUUGACGGUCUGCGAAGGCAAGGCAAGAAAAAGGAUCAUGAAAUAGAAACCAGUUCGGAUAGUCAACUGCAAGAGAUAACCGCCAAAACGGCACACCUUGAGGCCGAAUCAGCUAAGCAGGCUCAAAAGAUCAAGGAGUUGUCGGAAGGGCUCCUCAAGGCUCGGUUAGACAUCUGCCAAGAGCGAGAGGCCAACAGGAGACUCACCAAAAGUCUCUCUGAGCUACGCCACAAAGAAAAAGAAGGGCUAGCUCAGUAUAGCCAAGUACUUCAAGAGAAAGACCGAGCCAUUGAAAAGCUCGAUGAACUACAAGCCUUGGUGGUUCAUCAAGAGGCGAAGAUCAAAGAGGCUCAACAGUACAGUGAAGAUAUGAGCCAGGCGGUCCGCAAGCAAAGCGAAGCACUUGCUCGUCAUGUCCGGGAAGCUGAGAGAGAACUACAGAGGAAUCAAGACCCUCCUGUGGGUUUCUUUAAAGUUUUCCGCUUUUGCCAAAAGUUGCUUCGCAGUAUAGAAUAG
Molecule: messenger RNA, 852 nt
Organism: Sphenostylis stenocarpa
Lineage: Eukaryota; Viridiplantae; Streptophyta; Magnoliopsida; Fabales; Fabaceae
Source: the annotation of a GenBank genome assembly